Molecule: messenger RNA, 912 nt
Organism: Ctenocephalides felis (cat flea)
Lineage: Eukaryota; Metazoa; Arthropoda; Insecta; Siphonaptera; Pulicidae
Exons: 8
Coding region: 1-912 (303 amino acids)
Source: RefSeq, a predicted model, not a curated record
AUGGAGCUUUGGCUUACUCAGCAUGACUCAUCUGCCAACAUCUCUGUUUGUGCUUCGAAACCCAAGAGGAAUGGAAUUCGAACUAAAUCUGCCAAUCAAGCAUUUUAUAAUCAAGAGGACAUUGGAAAAACAGCCAAGAAACCGCUGAAUAUAGAAAAUUGUGCUCAAAACGAGACUGUUAGCGACAUCCAAUACGAUCUCGUUGAACUGUUACAGCAAUAUUUGAGGGAGAAGAGUUUAUUGCGGUCUCAGAGUAAAUCUUCGGUAAAGACCCAAACUGAUAUGGAUGUAAGCAAUUUAACCGAAUUCGUAGCAACUGAAACGCAAACAUGCAAUGAAGUUGUCUUUGACGCAGCUGCUUCUAUGAUAAUUGAUGAUCCAAAACAACUGAAUUUAAGAAUGAUAUUUGACUUUACGAAUGAAUUGAGACACACACGAAGUAUUCUUUUAAAUUUGAAGAAGGACCAAGACCUUGAUCCAGAAAAGCAGCAAUUGGUCGAAUCCUUGCACGAAUCUCUAGAAACCAACAUACAUCAAUUAACAACAUGCAUUAAAAAUAUUGAGAGCAUUCCAUCACGGUGCGAUAUGUUAAAAAAUAAGUUAAAAUUAUCCAAAAAGUAUAUCAUGGAAAAAGAAAAUGAAAUCCAAGAACUUAAAAAAGAGAACAGAAUUUUGCAGGAUAAGGUCGCUGACAUUACGAAAAAGUUUGAAGAAUCAACUCGGUUAGUUGUAGAGAGUGACAAGGUCUGUUGUGAAUUACAAGAUACUAUAUCUAGAUUGAAAGUUGAAGUUAUUAGAUUGAAGGAUGCCUCGAGAUAUCUUACGGAAAAUAACAAGAAGUUAAAGUCAAGUGAUGCGGAUAAUGAAGUUAUGAAUAUGAAGCUGCGAAUAAACAAUUAUAUACUGCAUUGA